Molecule: messenger RNA, 6347 nt
Organism: Zonotrichia albicollis (white-throated sparrow)
Lineage: Eukaryota; Metazoa; Chordata; Aves; Passeriformes; Passerellidae
Gene: MPHOSPH8
Product: M-phase phosphoprotein 8
Cellular component (GO): heterochromatin; nucleus
Molecular function (GO): chromatin binding
Source: RefSeq, a predicted model, not a curated record
GGACGUGAAGAACGAGGGGGGGAAAACUCUCUAUAAAGUGCGGUGGAAAGGAUACACCUCUGAUGAUGAUACCUGGGAACCAGAGGCUCACUUGGAAGACUGCAAAGAAGUGCUUCUUGAAUUCAGAAAAAAGAUUGUGGAUAACAAGCCUAAAUCUGUUAAAAAAGAAAUACAGAAACCAUUUCUAAAUGAUGAUAUAUUUGAAGCAGAGUCUGACAGCGACUUGCAAAGUGAAACAAAAGAUGAUGAUGUUUCACCAAAGAAGAAAAAGAAGAAGUCAAAAGAGGGAGAGGAUAAAAGUUCAGAUGACCUGAAGAAGAAAAAAUCUAAGUCUCCAAAAGCCAAGGAAAAACCCAGAACAGAAUGUGAAAAUUCCUCAGAUACUUUGGUUUUAGAUUCAAAGCCAAAAAAAAGGACUUUAGAAACUAAGGAGGAUUCAAAAGACCCAAAGAAGCAAAGGAAAGAAGAUACUAAAGAAAUCAAGAAAAAGAAGGGAGAAGAUUUAAAAAUAAAAUCUAAAGAAGAUUCUAAGUACAUACAGAAGUAUGGAGAUGUUCAGUUGGACUCAGAAUCAAGUCCUGUGGAUGAUUCAAUUUCUCAAGUGACUUAUAAUGAAAAUUCAAACAUAAAUUCUGAAAAUAAAGAUGAGAAACAAAAGGUAAUAAGUGGAGAAGAGAGAUUGGAACAAGAAAUUGAUGAAAAAGAUGGCAUUCCUGAUAAAUAUCUUGAUGGAUCAGCAAGUAAUGAAGAUGAUGGUAUUGAUACUAGGGCUAAAAGAAAGAAGAAGAAAAUUCAGAAAGCAGAAGACUGUAGAGAAGAAGAUGGAAAAGUAGAAAUUCAGGAUAGUCAUUUAGAGAAGAAGAGCAUGCACAAAAGGCAAACAGGUCAAGAAAAAGUACCAGGAGAGUUGGAGAUGGUGUCACCUGCUCCUUCACCAGUGCAGAAGGGUGUGAAACUGAGUGUGGAUGAAAGGGUGUGCAGGCCCAUGGAUUCCCCUGGGGAGGAAAAAGAAGUAAAGAAAACUGAAAUUAAAGAAAAAUCUCAAAAAAAGGAGCCUGAAAAAGAAGAAAAAACCAGAAAAGAACAGAAAGUCCUAAAAAAUGGCAAGCAGCAAGUCCUGAGUUUGGGUAUGGACAUGCAGUUAGAGUGGCUGACACUAGAAGAAUUCCAGAAGCAUCUGGAUGGAGAAGAUGAGAAUCAUGUAUCAACAGAACCAAUAUCAAGUGCUCACCUCAGAGAUGCUGUUAAAAGUGGAGACUACAUGAAGGUGAAAAUGGCGCUUUCUUCAAAUGAGGAAUAUAAUUUGGAUCAAGAGGACCCAAGUGGAAUGACCCUGGUAAUGCUUGCUGCUGCUGGAGGGCACGACGACCUUCUGCGGGUGCUGAUCAGGAAAGGAGCUAAAGUUAAUGGUAGACAGAAAAAUGGAACAACUGCAUUGAUACAUGCAGCUGAAAAGAAUUUUCUAACAACGGUAGCUAUUCUUCUGGAAGCUGGAGCAUAUGUGAACAUGCAGCAGAGCAGUGGUGAGACUGCCUUAAUGAAGGCUUGUAAAAGAGGGAAUUCUGAUAUAGUGCGGCUCAUGAUUGAAAGCGGAGCCGACUGCAACAUUUUGUCCAAGCACCAGAACAGCGCAAUGCAUUUUGCUAAACAGUGCAACAACAUACUGGUGUAUGAGCAGCUCAGGAGCCACUUGGAAACGCUCUCAAAAGUAGCAGAAGAUACCAUCAGGAAUUAUUUUGAAACUCGCCUUGCUUUGCUGGAGCCAGUGUUCCCAAUUGCGUGUCAUCGUCUCUGCGAAGGGCCAGACUUUUCUUUGGAUUUUAACUAUAAACCUCCACAGAAUGUGCCAGAAGGAUCUGGAAUUCUUCUCUUUAUUUUCCAUGCAAAUUUCUUCGGUAAAGACAUUGUUGCUCGGCUCUGUGGACCAUGCAGUGUACAAGCUGUGGUUUUAAACGACAAAUUCCAGCUCCCUGUAUUUUUGGACAGUCACUUUAUUUAUUCCUUCAGCCCUACUGCAGGCCUUAACAAGCUUUUCAUACGGUUGGCAGAAGCUCCUACUGCCAAGGUGAAGCUGCUCAUAGGAGCUUACAGAGUGCAGCUGCAGUGACCUCUGAGCACGCCAUGAGUGGACUGACACUUUUUGGAUAUACUUCUGAUUCCUCUGUUCAGAGACUGACAAAGCAGUUUGGAACUUUUUGGCACCACACUGAAGACUCAGUUGCCAGCUCGCCACUCGUUGGCAGUCGCAGGAAGUGUGUGUUGGAGAGCAGUUGAGUACGCUGCACUGGUGGGACAGGGUUGUCAGCUUUUUUUACUUUGUACAGAUGUAGAUGUAAGUAUUUGUGCCAAUACAUAUAACUCUGUUUUUCUUUAACUUGUGGAGUCCAGACUGCAUAUUUCAGCUUUUCCACAAUGUGGAAUGGUGCAUAUAAGAACUAUUUAAGGUAAUUACAUGAAAUGUCUUUUUUAAAGAUCUUCAUUUGUAAACUAAAAUUUUCUACUUACUCUUAACAUUUCUAUGUGAAAUGCAGACCUGUCAUAUUAUUGGAGCCAUGGGAAGAAAUUACACUUUAAAUGACUGCAUUAGGUUUAACUUUUAAGUUACUGAGGGCUGUGUUCUGUUUUAAAACUGCUUCUGUUCCUGUCUCUCAAUGAGACCCCAGUUAUGCUUAGAGUGAUUCUCUUUGAACUAACAGAGUUCAGUCUGCAGGUGUGAACAAAGACAUCUGAACAGGCUCCAUUCGCAGAAGGGUCUCAGUCAGGUUCCCAGUUAAAUCUCUGCUUUAACCUGCUUUGGUAUUAGAGAAUCAUCUGGUAGUUUUACAGACAACUUUUGAGGUCUUAGGUGACAUCUAAGAACAAAUACAAGCUGCAAAUAGCAGACCAGAAAACUUGUAGCUACCUUCAGUGUCCAGGCAGUGCUUUUUGUAGACGAGAAGAUACAUAGAGAAUUUCAGAUGUCCUCAGCCUGACAGAUGACAGAACAUGUGUUGUCCUUUACUUCAGAAAUUCAGUUCCUCAGUGCGAAAAGCUGCUAUCUUUUUAUCUUAUUAUUAUAUUACUAUUUUAUUUAAAUGACCCAUUUUAUCAGAUGACAGCAGUUUUGUAGUGAUCCUGUGCUGUAAAAUAUAAAUGUAAUACUUCUGCAUGGAGUAUAGAAUAUCUUUCUUUGUAAAUUAACCAACUUCUUGAAAGGUAGGAAAAAGCAAACCAGAUCGUGCCUUUGCUGUUCUAGUUGUCGUGUGUAGUUUACAUGCCACUGUGUGCCUAUAUUAUUAGCAAGACUUGUGCAUAAAUUCUUGAUAAUUUUGAUUGCUCACCAUCCAAAUGGUGCAGCUGUAUGAAGUAUCAUUUUAAGAACUGUGAUUUUUUUAAUAUAAAUUUCAGUUAACCAGUUUUUAAUUUUUGGUUCUUAAAGUUUUACAUCUUUCAUACUUAAGAGAUGCCAAAUGAGUAAUGAAGGACACAAUUUUUGUGGAAUGUCACAUUAAGCUAUAUAAAACUAGAACAGCAGCAUGACAUAGAAAUACUUGUUUCUGUUUUGAUUUAGAAUAGUUGCUUAUGUUUUUGCACAGUAUUGAUGAAAGCUUAACAAAUUUGGGUUUUGAACAGACUUUAUACCUCCACCUCUCUGAAAUAUGUUAGAUACCUCACUUUGCUAAGUGUGAACACCUGAGAUGCAUGAAAAGCACUGGCUGAGAAUCAGGUAUGUCACUGCCAACACUUGGGACUUUGUGUAGCUGAAAUUGUAGUCCCUGUGCAUAAGCCUGGAUGAUGCAUAAGGAAAGGGGACACUUGUGUUUCCUUAUGCUGGAGUGCCAGGUUCCAUCGGCAUGGCUGCCCCUGGCAGUCACUCCUGCAGGACGUGUGGCAGCACAGUGUGUGUGGCACAAGCUCUGUACAGUACCUGCCAGUGGGAAAUGCUGGAGCUGCUCCAGCAGGGGAUAAAAGGUGUUUUGAUCAAAUGUCCAAAUGAUAGAGAUGCUAUCUAGAAACUGUUGUACAGUCUAACCUAAAAAUGUGUAGUAAUGCUCCAAGAGUUGAUAGAGCAAGUAGUUUGUCAGAGGCUGUUGAUUUGGGGAGUUGUUUUGUUUUUUAUCUUGAGGCACUUGGGAGAGAGGGAGGAGUUCUACAGAACAUGGGAAUAAAAUCUGGGUUUCAUGAUGCUUUUAUUAGGGAUGAAUAUUUUGCAGCCAUCUUUCUCUUUUAGUUGGCAGUAUAAAUUCAGAAUCCCUAUUGAAGAUGCAUAAGAAGUGUAUGAAAAGCUGUUUGAAGCUGGGUUUUGUCGGUUUGUAUUGUAUGAGUUUUACCCGAUUGCUGAAAAAGGUUUUGGUGGACAAAGGAUGAAGAGAAAGUAGCUACAAUAAAAAACAAUUAUUUAGGCACUGUGGAGAAAUACCUGUGAAGUACUUGCUCAGUUUCUUCUUGCUGCCACCAGCAAGGGCUGCAGCUGCAGUUCCCAUGAACUGCAGAGGUAGCAGAUGGUUCUGAAGGCUCAGGGUUUUUACCUUCACUGUUCCAGCACCGGUACUGCUGUUCUGGCUUCUUGCACCAGUGCUGAAGGUUGGUGGGUGAUGCAGCUGACCAUGUCACAGGCCUUCAUUGCUUUCUGCACCCAUUUGCAAAAACAAAAUGGGUUUUCAUCAGUCUGAAUUUAAGAAAGAUGUGUACUUUUCACCUUCUGAACAUGGCUAAAAUGUUUGAGUGAGGGACAAAGACAAGUUUGGAAAAAAACACCUGAAAAAGACACCACACACUAGAAAUUUGAGCAGAACUGAGGCAGCAGGAAAAAUUAAGCUUUAAAAGGGUUUCUCAAAGCUCAGAUACCUCAAGUAUAGCAGACAGCAAGAAGGAACCAGGCCGAGGAUGGCUCUUUCUGACUUCAGGUCUCCUGUUUUUCUACAGCAAACCAGUCAUGCGUGAUAACUAGAAAUUAAUCUUUUUCGAGAAUGUCUGUAAUAGUUCCUGCAUGAUCUGAAGUGUAAGGAACUCCUCUGAUCAGUUAGUUACUGGUCACACUCCUGCAGUUACAGUAGAGGGGUCAGACCUUCCCAUUGUCUCCCUCUGCUGCUGUGGCUCUUGCUCUUAAGGGAAGGCACAGCUCUGCUGCUGAGAAACCCAAACCAUGCAAAUGGGAACUGAAGACAUUGUUACACACCCAGGGAGAUGAGGGCCUGUUCCAAAACUGGAUUGGCUGCAACUGUGUGGGCAUGGGCCACCAGAGCUUGAGGAGACAGGGUUAUCCAUGUGGUGACAUCUCAAUCUGUAGUGCAGACUCCCACUUCCUAAUGAGAAGUCUUGCACCCUUGUAUGGACUUUGCCUAGCCAAGAACAGUUUGAUGAAUUUGGGAAGAGAGCCCUGUUAGAGCAGCUGCAUGUCCUACACUGAAUACAGCCCUCCAGAGGGGGAGAGGGGAAGGUGCUGUCCCAGUCCCUCCCACCUGUAAAGAUUGUGCUGACAGUUUUUCUCAAAAAGUCUUUACAAGGUUGCUUGAGACCUGUAUGCUUGCACAGGAGAUAUAAAACUUUGGGUGUUCCCUCACCUUUAUAGAUCUGUCAGCUCUGCUGUGUCAAUAUCAGAGUAGUUCUUUCAGUGAAUAGCAGGGUUAAGAUCCCUAAAACCACAAGUGAACCUCCAGACCAAGUCCUCUGCAUCCACCCUUCCUGGAACCAAAGCAUUACCAGGAAGCCCCCAAUGGUUCCACAGUGCAGGGAGUCCAGGUAAGUACAGCCACACGGUACUGCCUUGUACUGCUUUUAUUAGCAGCAUGGUGCACCACUGCCAUGCACUGAAACAAUGGAACAAAACUGCCACCAUGCUGUGCACCACUGCCGUGAGCCUGGCUCCAUCUUCUCUACGCGCUUCUCUUACGCAGCCAGAUUAACAGGAUCUCUUAACCACCCCUACACCUCCUGCUCUCCAGCUGGAAGAACCCCUGCUGCCUGCCCCUGUGGCUCCUGUGCUCCACAGCCUUCUGACUGCCCAAUGCCUUCCAUGGGGUUUGUUCCCACAUCUUCUUGUCUCCAAGAGCCCAGAACUGGGCACAGUGUUUCAGCUGCAGUCUCAGAAGUGCUGAAUGGAGAGAUUGCUCUUUUGGCCCCUGCUCAGCCAUGAUUUGUUAAUGGAGUCCAGCAUGGGGGUGGACACCUUCAUCUUCACUUGUCCCUCGGGACCUCACACCAGCCUCUGCAAAGCUUCUUCACCCCCAGGAUCUACAACUGCAUCAGCUUACUUCAGUUCCCACUGCAGGAUUUAACUGUAAGGUUCCAGUCAAGUCUUCAAUUCAUGUCCACUGCAUUGCUGAUUUCGGGAAAUAAAAAAUAAACAUCCUGUUACUAAUUUGAAA